ACACAAAGGGUGGCUUUCACCGUCUAAUUGUUGUGGUAACGCAGAGCGGCCCGACGCCCACUCCUGCACACACUACUAUUAUACCAGGGUGAAUGUUAAUUAAGUCACAAUGGCAGAGGGGCUGCUAUCCUUGUCAUGGAACAACCACAGCUCUACGUUCUGCCACAUGCUUUCCUCAUUACGUGAUAUGGAGAGAUACACAGACGUAACAAUUGCUUGUGAAGGAAAGUUCUAUUCGGCACACAAAUUAGUUCUUUCAACAUGUAGUGAUUACUUCCUUAAAAUGUUUGAGAGAACUCCCUGUAAGCACCCAAUCAUUGUGGUCAAAGAUGUGGAGUGUAAAGACAUUGAAGCCCUUCUUAGUUAUAUGUAUGCUGGCGUUGUUAGUGUGGCUCAGAAUGACUUAACCCAAUUGAUCAAGGCUGCAGAGUUAUUACAAAUUAAAGGACUGGCUGUUCCUGAUGAGCCUCCCAUCACCAGCAAAAAAGCAGCCCAUGUGCGAAGUUCGACUGAUGAUAGAAGCAGUCCUCAUCCAAAGAGACAAAGACGAGAAGAGAAUAGGAGUCCGUCCCGGAGUGAGGGGCAAAGUUUACGUUCCAAUGCCCCUUCACCUCGUUCCUCCCCAUUUAGUAGUAAGGACAGUGAAUACUCGCAAGAACAAGUGGCUACAAAUAGGCACCACAGUAAAGCAAACCAAAGGAUAGAGCAAAAACAAGACCAAAAAUUAGAGAGAAGAGGAGAUAGGACUUCAACAGAGCAGCAGUCAGAACAGCACACAGAUCAGGAAGUGGAACAGAGAGUAGAGUGUCGGCCAGUUACAAAGGAAUCUCCAGAGGCUGAAGCUGAGGUUGUGGAUGAAUCGGUGAUUAAAGAAGAAAUGGUAGAAGGGGAAAGUGAGGGCGAGUUGCCAGAAUCGGGGUUUGACUACAGGGCGCUAGUUUCUAAUCUUGGAGUUGAUGGCUGUGGGAUGACGAAAGAUCAUUCAAACCCUUUGUCUUCCCCUUACAAUCAUCCACCUGAUGACCAGUCUUUUGACUCCCAGGCAGGGCCUUCAGGAUUACAAGGGUGGGCGAACUUAGGGGAAAGUGGUGAAACCUCAAGCCAGGGUUACUGUGGAGACUUGAACCAGGAGUUAUCCAUGCAAGUUCAUCCAGGGCCACAACAUCAACAAGCACACCAUCUGGUGGGGCCGGAUAGUGACUGUCAGUGGAUGGGAAGGGGCAGACAACACGGACAAGCUGUCGGUCUCGCCAUGAUGAGUAAGAAGAAAGACGAAUUCAGGAGACUGCAUCAGUGCCCCUUCUGUACUUAUACAACUGUUUUUCUCAAUAAUAUGAGGAAGCACGUCAGGACGCACACUGGUGAAAAGCCAUAUGUGUGCGCGCUCUGUUCUUUUCGUUCUAACCAGAACAGCAGUCUGAAGAGGCACAUGUUAAACAUCCAUAAUAAAGGUGGGGCUGUUCAAGACCUCUUGAAAGAUUUGCAGCUAUAAGCAAAGUGCAGCUUACCUAUUUUUUAUUAUAUGAAGGACAGGUGUUCAAGGAUUCUAUUGAGAAAACAGAAAACAAAUAUACUUGAUACUUUUGAUCAAUGUUUGGUUAAGAUUAGACUUUGUGCUGUUCUUUGGUAUUAAGAUGAAUAUACUGUGGUGUACUGAUUUCAUUGUUAGACAGGUUACUAGUAUCCAUCAGUACAGUAAUGUGCUCAAAGAUGUAAUGCAGUGUGUCAUACAUGUUGAUGUAAGCUUUGUCUUGAGGUACUGUAUAUAAUAAAUGAGUAAUUGUGUUUGCAUGACUGUGUAUGCGAGUAUUUUAAUUGGGGAUUAUAGUGAUACCAAACAAUUCAUUAUUUGAUUAUGGUUUAUGGCUAUGCAUAUUAAAUACCAAACAUAUUACACUCGAGAUGUUACGUUUAGUAACAAGAACAUUUGACUGGUCAUAAGGAUCUGUUCAAAUCCAAGGCAAUUAAGUUAGAUUCAUCAGAUAUGCUCAACAGGAGGGUUAAAAUAUAUACUCGUGACACAUUGUAUGAGAAAGUAUUUACUUGAGCUUGGCUUAUAACAUGUUGAAGAGGAGGUUGGCAUCUGUCAUGUAUGUUGCAGAGUUAGUACCAGUUGGGUGUAAUGUCUGAACUUUAACAGUAAAUGUUUCGGGGAGAUUUAAACGUCAUUCUCAGGAUUGAUAUAUGUUUGACAAAUUGAAGUUGGUUUUCAAAGGUGCUGGUUAUGUGUCAGUACUGUAUUAAAGUAGGUACUCUUCUUCUUCAAGGGACUGGUUGUUUUAUUUCAUAUUAGACACGUACUAAGAGAAAAGGCUAAUGCCAAAUGUAAGCAGUACUUCAUGGCAAGGCCUGGAUAUAUGAACUGCAGGACCUAGUAAUUUUAAUUUAAUAAAGAUUUAUAUGAUUCAGAAAAAUAUUUUUGUAUUGCUGUACUUUAUUUAUAAAAUAUUUGUACAAAGGUCUCAUUAUUGCUCUAUUCGAUCCGCUGAAUUCCUCAUUAGUAUAUUAGCUUUACAAAAUUACGAAUAAUAAAUAGAUAAAAUGACAGUGGAAACCCAAUAAGUCUAAUGAACAGUGAUCAACCAAGAUGAUGUACAUUUUGACAAAGUUGCUUAAACAAUAAAACGAAUUGGUUACAUUUAAAAAUAUAGUUUUCUUCAUAGUGUGAAAUGAUUAGCGAGGAGAAAUGAACAAACAAAAGUUUAGCCACAGGCAAUUGUAUGGAAAUAGUAAUGGAAGCCUUCAUUGAUGUCCUGCAUGAAAACCUGUGAGAUAAAUAAGCCUUAAUUAUUGUUUUUAGAAUGGAACAUCAACUGCAAAUACAGGUAUUAUGUAUAGUAUGCCAGUUCUGUUUAUAUGUUAAUUUAUUUGUUAAGUUUUAAAAUUAAUAGUUUUAGUUUCAUAACUACUUAAACAUGGAUUGAAUAUUGCUGCCUGAAGGUUAAACUUUUGAAUGUUUGAACUCUUUGUGGCUUUGGCUUAAUGAUUUUGAAAUGUUAAAGUCUAGAUCACAUACAGUAGUUAAUGCUUUCUAUACACCAACAAAGCUAGUAUAUUAUAGUUUGUUAAAAUCUGUUGUUGUCUAUUAGUUAAGUCUUAGUUUUUAUAUUCUAACUUGAAUUAUCUUGACAGAUUCUUUCCAAAUUUUGUUGCGUAGACUGGUUGGUCUUAGUCAUCCAUGGAAAUACUGUACCACUGCUGGUCAGGUCAAAUGUGUACACCUUUGCUCUCUCUGAGGGACCCUACCGUGUCAUUUGUGGGUUUGUUGGAUAUUUGGGUAUCCUACUGUGUCAUCUGGGGGGGGGUGUUUCCUGGCUCUAUGAGUACCUUACCGUGUCAUUUGGGGCUUUACUCUCUUUUUGGGUAUCUUAAUGCAUCAUCUGUGUGGGUUUGCCGACUCUUUGGGAAUCCUACUGUCAUCUGUGGGUUUGGUGAAUGUUUGGGUACCUACUGUGCCAUCUGGAGGUUUGCUGGUUAUUUGGGUACAUAUUGUGUCAUCUAGGGGAGAUUUGCUGGUUAUUUGGGUAACUACUGUGUCAUCUUGGGGUAUACUGGAUAUUUGGGGACCUACUGUGCCAUCUGGAGGUUUGGAAAAGUUUCUUCAACUAACAUUGUACUUCUUUCUUUGUCUUAUUUUCUAAAAGUAUUAUUUUUUGUCUUUUUUUCCUUUGUUUUGUCACAUCGUUACUUACGCAUUCCUCAUUCUUUUCACCCUUUGGAUUUAUAAUGUAUACAAAGGAUAACUAUUGUCAUCCACACUUCUGUGGAAGUAAACAUUUGAUAGAGAUUCGGCUUCUCACACGUGGGGUCCACGACUCGAGACCCAUACAGCCCAGGUGAAUGGAAAAGAUAACUACAUUUGAUGUCUUGUAUAAAUCAAUAAGUCUUUUGUCAAGAAUAUAUUUACUUUUUUUAUUAUUAUUUAUUUUUAUUUAUUUUAGCCACUAUUAAUAUACAGUAACUUUUUGUUUUUAAGCAUUAACUAAAGAACACACAUGUGCAUACAGUAUAUUGAUACAUAUAAUUGCACAAAAAAGGUUAAGUUUUAAUAUAGGUUAAUUUUUAAUAUAGAAAUGAAAGUAUUGAAUAUUUUUCUUUGUCACCAAAAAUCUAGAAUUUGUCCUCGCUAAUCCUCAUGGGUGUCGGUUAUAGUAAUACUGAACCAAUUCACUGUACAGUAUACCAGAUUUGUAUUAUUGUGUUUAUGCAACUUUAAUAAAAUAAUAAUAAUAAUAACAGUACUAUUAUUAUUAUUACUAUUACAGUAUCUUUAUAAAUGCUUCAAAAGCUCAUUAAAACAGGUAAAAGAGGUGAAUGUACCAAAAAGAGCUGGGAGGGUUUUGCGUGAUGCCACUUUUUAAGAAUGGGUAAUUCCUAUAGGAAAGAAUCACAAAAUACUGUACUGAAAGUACAGUAUUUUGUACUUACAGUACAGUAAUACCAGUACAGUAUUGUGCCAUAUUACAGUUGGAUUUAGAAUUUGGGUCAUUUAGCUAAAAGUCAAAGUCACAUCUAUAAAUAGGAAAUUGGCAUGUGCUAAUUAAUUUUAAAAUACUACAGUAUUUUAAAGUAACUUAUCAGCUCAUGGUUUGCAAAACUGGUUGUUUUGUUAGAUGUAAUGCAGUACAUCAGAGUUCAGAUUGUUUUGCAUACUCCUUAGAGGAGUGAUUUCAUUAUUAUACAUCUGAAUCUUGAACAAUUACAUGUAAAUGUUUAAAAGUAAACACUGAAAUUGAGACUCCCAUUAUUCAUUUUGUUUCUAGCUCAAAUAUAACUAAGAUAUUUCGAAAUAUAUAAAAAAGGUAAAAUAUUUGAUUUGAUGGUGUGCACUUGUGGAGUAAGAUAAUGAUUUAAAUAAAAAAUUUUUUAUUGUAACAUACCUCCAUCCCUCUUACACCUUCCCUUGCUCAUUCAAAGUGGAUUAAUAACAAAUGCAUCAAAUCUAAGUGUGGUGUCCUUCCCAUUAGUUUCUUCUUGUAUAUUAUAAAUUUAAUAAGACUGUAGUCUUUAUUCUUUUUACUUUUUAAUACUUUUUAGUUUACUUUAUUCAUUCAUGCAUGCAUUCAUUAUCAUUGCCCUAUUUUCAAUGUUCAUGGGAUGUGGAGGCAUCAACCCUGAGAAGAGAAAGUAAAUAAUAUAGUGAAAGAAUUUUGUGCAUAUUAAAAAUAAUAUAAUUUAAUUCAUUGCAUCAUAAUACACUUUAUGGCAUCACAAACAAGCAUUACCACACUAGCAGUCAUCCAUAGCAACACUCUGUAACUUCAUCAAACCAGGUCAUUUUUUUGUUGUCCUUUGUGGCUGCAAAAUAGUUGUUUACUUCUGUCCUAGUCUCCAUAGCAGGGUUCGGUCAUUCCACGUCCAGUUGCAGUACCUGUAGUUGCCUUUCAUGUUGUCCUAUGGGACCUGCACCAUAGAUAACCUGGCAUAGGUUAACCAUUUUUAUGCAGUGCAGGUUGUCUUACCCAUGAAGUUCUGGAUGGUUUUUGUCCAUUUCCAAGGUUUUCCUGGUUCUUUAUUCCUACAAGUUGUGAUCUUGGGCUUCCUUGUGACUUUGUAUACGCUGGCUAGCCAUUUUGAUUCUCUCCACGAGUCCACUUGGUCAUUUUUCUCUUUGUUUGUUUUCCCGUUUUCUCUCCUCUCCUCGGAGGUUGCAGUUUUGGGUGUUUGUGGGUGUGUAUAUUCAGCUGCUUUGCAAUAUGUUCCAGCUAUGAUUGGCAGCUUUUAUUCCAUUUUUGGGGUAUUUGGUGCCCAUGUUUCUCGGGCUCCUGGUUUGAUUUCUAGGACAUGGGAGCCCAGGUGUAUGUGUGUGUACUCUGCAUUACUUGCCAUGGGGACAUUUUCAGUGAUCGGUGUGGUUUGUUCUGACAGCCUUUCAUAGUAUGCCAUCAUGGUGCCAGCUAUGGACCUUCCAGGUUACCUUGUCCCUAGUUCUGCAUGCAGUUUUGAGCAUCCUUUUGCUCAUUUCCCUGAUCUCCUGAAUACCAAUUGGCAGUUCUGCUAUUCAGGUUUUCCCUGGACCCAAAGUCUUUCCCAGAUUGACUUGUGUGUGGUCCUCAAGCAUACUGUAUAUGUCUUCAGGGAAUCUACAUUCUUAUCUCUCUACCUCAACGACUAGUUACUUUGGGUCCUCCAGUCCUCCAAUUUGUCUGAUAGCCAGGGUUUGGCUCUUUUCCAGUUGGCUACUCUUGAUUUGUUAUUAAGUGGAGUACAUUUCAGUGCCUUUCCAGGCCUUAGCUGACCUGGGCAUAGUCUAGGAUACCAUUCCAGCCUCCUGUUUUGCUUCCUCAGUUGGCCCUAUUAUAGCUGUGCCUCUGAACUCAAACUGAUGUCUGGGUGGUCUCGAGCUUUCCUGUCAGGAUCUCCUGCACCUUUUGGGCAACAUUUCUUUCACCCUCAUGAUGAUCCUGCUGGACUGAGGCUGGCUGAAGGCACUGUCCACUUUGGUCACUGUCGGAGCAGUGUUGUGCAUGUUUUCUUAGUUGAGUUAGCUCUCAGUUGGGGCUUUGUCUGUAGCUCUCCCAGCAAGGGUCAGCAUCAAUGGCCUCCUUGGCUUUGUCUACUCUUUAACCCCUGCAGUGUGCACCGGUUUUUGGCGAAAACUUCAUGCAAUUGUUACGGACAUAUUUUUGUUGUUUUUAUAAAUGUUCAGGUAAAUUUAAUGUUAACAUGUUUCCAAACUCAACCAUUUUAAUUUUAAAACACAGUGACGAAAACAUUAAGAAACAUUAAAAUAUAGCCUAAUUAAAAAAAUAGGACAACUCUCGGAACAAGAUUUCUUGACUGGCACAGCACAGUAAUUAAGGUGUGGAUUUUGUGAUGAUCUUGAGGGCACUUCAAUGAGUCUGUCUCCUGUAGGGCUUAUCCCUAAACCACCCCUAUCCCCCUGAGAAAUAGGGGUGGUUACAUUUGUUUCCUUUCCCUAUGAGCUGGUCUCUGGGUGGCCUUGCUUCUGGCUUCUUGGGUUUUGGGCAUCAGUGAUGCUCCCUUUUAGGGCAUGCUGACCAUUCUUAUGGUUUCUCUCUCAUUUCCAUAUGUUUUGGCAGAGGGCAGUGGUUGGAUCCUCUUCCUCCUGGAUUAGUGGACUGUUCAGCUGUCCAAUUGAGAGUGGUUUGCCUCUGUAUGGUCCGAUGGGUUUCCAAUCAAUGGGAGACCAUUUCCAGAUUAUAGAGUGGUGCAGAAAUUGCAUUUCACUUGACUUGGGGAAAAUGGCCUUAUCUUUCCUAGUCAAGCUGCUGCUUUCCAGUCUUUUGUAGGCUACUUUUAUGGGCAGGUUCCACCGUAUGUUUCCCGGCCCAUCUCACCCAGCCUCUUGUGAUUCAUGGCGCUCUACCUGUCCGUGUGUGUAUGUGGGUUUUCUUCGCUUUGUGUCCCAUCUCCUAUGUAGGAGUUGGGUGUUGGAUUCUUGGUGCUAUGUUGACUUUUUGGCUGUCUAGGGCAUUCUUUGGUCUUUGAGUGUGUCCAUUAUGAGAUCUAUUCUGUGGCUGUGGUAUUGUAUUUAGCAUGCUGUUGGAGUUGGGGCUCUUGUUUUUCACAUCCCGUACUCAAAUGUCUGUCUUUCCCAGAUCCUCUGCAUUGUGGUUUGGUCCAGCCAGCCAGCUGCUUGUUCCUUGUCUAAGGAUAUAAUUCAAAAUUUAAUACAUUGUGUCAUAGGGACAGGGCGCCAGUUUAUACAUACAGUACAUGUACUUAAAUCAAGGUCCUUCCCCUCCCAGGGUUGGAUUACUGACCCUCCCAAGAGUGCAACCCCACAACAAGCUGACUAACUCAUGGUACCUAUUUACUGCUAGGUGGACAUUAGGUGAUAGGAAAUACACUGAUCCAUUUGUCCCAUCCAGGAUUCGAACCUGAAAUUCUCGAUUGUGAGUCGAGAACGAACCCGACUGUACUGUACUACCAGGACCCUUGAAUGCAGAUGUUUCCUACUUUACUAGCUUUCUUGCCAUUUUGUCUUCAGCUGCUAUUUGGACUCUGCUUCUGGUGGUCCUUUUGCUGCUCUUUAGUUUUACUAUGCCUCAACCUGUCCUCCUACAAAGAACAUCGCUUUUUGCUCGUAUGCUUUAAAUAAGGCCAAAAAUUGAUGUACUAGAAAAUGGAAAUGGCUCGCGAAAGUGAUGUACUGUCCCGUUUUCUGCUAUGGGUCCUCUGGUAGAUUAGGAGAGGACACUUUAAAUUGAUCGUUUUCUUGACAUUGGGAAACCUUAGGAAGAUGAGCUGCUAUGCCUGGGUGUUUAUUGUGCAGCUGCCAUUCUUUGUCCCUGGCACUCGCCUUCUGCCAUUUUUUUUCUACGGAUAAGCCCAGUCUGCCAUGUUUGGUGUUCAGGAAAGCUGGUCUCCUCUCUCAAUGCACUAUUAUGAGUAAGCUCAGGGAGUUACCGAGAGGUCCUUACCAGAAGUCAAGCUGUUUACGUAAUGAAAUGCCAUAGAAUGGUUCGACCCCCUAAGUAGUUUCCUGCUCUGUUCCUUUUUUCCAGUGGGGUUGUUGAGUUUUGUAUGGGUAGUUCCCUUAUAAGGGGCAGGCUGGCUGUAACCAUAGGUUAUGGUAUUUAAUCUGUCAAAAUGAUCCAAAAUUUGGGGUUUACCAUAGAAGUUUUUCCUAUGGUAUCCUAAUUUUCUUCAAGCAGUUGUUUUUGUUGCACUUACGUGGUUUGGUGAAUUUUUCCUAGUUGGUUGAUUUUUUAUUUGCUCCCGUUGCCUGUACAGCUAGAUCCUGUUUCUGGCUCCUGUUGCCUGUGCAGCUAGAUCCUGUUUCUGGCUCCUGUUGCCUGUGCAGCUAGAUUGUUUCUGAUUCCUGUUGCCUGUGUAGCUAGAUUCUGUUUCUGGCUCCUGUUGCAUGUGCAGCUAGAUUGUUUCUGAUUCCUGUUGCCUGUGUAGCUAGAUUCUGUUUCUGGCUCCUGUUGCCUAUGCAGCUAGAUUGUUUGAUUCCUGUUGCCUGUGCAGCUAGAUUCUGUUUCUGGCUCCUGUUGCCUGUGCAGCUAGAUUCUGUUUCUGGCUCCCGGUAUGCAUUGGACGCGUCUCAGAGGCCUGGUGUGAUGGGCUACAGUUUGACGGUAACAGAAUCUUCACCAAGCUACUGGAGGGGGGCCAGCAGAAUAGGGCAUUUCAUUACACUUUAAUGCUUGACAACAGUACUCUACAUAGUAUCAUUAUUGUUUUUUCUUACAAAUUUGAUUUGGGUCAGGUGCAUCCUAUUUUUCUUGAAUAUAGUACUGUAUAUUUUAUGUAGUUGAAAAGUUUUUAGAAAGGCAUCCCCAUGUAAAAUUCGUCUUCUAUCGUAUCUUAAAUAAAGGAAAAGUACUGUAUAUUGUAAAUUGUAUAUAACAAUACAGAACUAAGAACUAUUACUAUAGAGUUAAUAGUUUUUACUAUGUGCAUCUUAAGUUCAGGUCAUUGAAAUUUGUAUAGUAUCAUAAAUGAUCUGUAAUCAUUCCGUAACUCUUAUCAUGUAGAUUUCUUAAGUGCUCUACUUUGUUACUGUAUUUAUAGAUUAGAAGUUCUUCAGAAAUAAAAAUAUUUGGGAGGGAUCAUUCUAGCAUCAUCCAGGUUUGAACAAAGGGAUAAUUUUGGUGUUAUGACACAGAGCCUGGCUUUCAUAAUGACUGAUUGUUGCUGCUGGAGAUGACUAGUUUAUCACACCCCCAUACUCAUCCUGUGUCAUUAUGACUGUUGCUACUGGAGGUGGCUAGUUUAUCGCACACCCCCAUACUCAUCCUGUGUCAUUAUGACUGAUUGUUGCUACUGGAGGUGGCUAGUUUAUCGCACACCCCCAUACUCAUCCUGUGUCAUUAUGACUGAUUGUCGCUGCUGGAGGUGGCUAGUUUAUCGCACACCCCCAUACUCAUCCUGUGUCAUUAUGACUGAUUGUCGCUGCUGGAGGUGGCUAGUUUAUCGCACACCCCCAUAUCAUCCUGUGUCAUUAUGCAGUUGACAAAAUCCUAUUUCUUCCAUUUAUUUCAUCUGGUGAAAAAAUAGAUUAGAUUUUUAAAUACAUGAGUAUGUAUCUUAGAAGCUCCUUCAAUGCCAGGCAUUCUGAUAUAAUUGCAAAUAAGGGUUAUUUUAUAUUUCAGAUUUUGAAUCAGUUGUAUUUAUCAGUGUAGUUGAUGUAAAUUGAUCAUUGCAAUUUUUUAUGAAAUUACAGCAUAUAAGUAAAGAGUCGUGUGUCCCUUUUCACACUUGACAGUAUUUCAGAUUGGUAGGCUGUCUUGUGAAGGUAUCCAGAGAAACUGUUUUUGUGUAGUCAACAUAUGAGUGGAUUUUUUUUUUAAAUGCGCUGUUUAUUCAAGUCUUCUCCAAGAAUAUAUUAAACAUUUAAUUAUUUUAUAAAAAAAAUACUUUAAAGCACUUUCAAUAUUCUGUAAAUUUAUUACCAUUCAAAUUAAAUUUUGUUUAUUUUUGGAACGUGUAAAAAAUGCUUCGUUGAGACUGUACUACUCUGAAGCUCCUGUAUCUUUAUUUACCAUAACUUAAAUUGGCCUUAAUAAUAAUUAAUUAUUAUUAUUAUUAUUAUAGUAACAGUAUUUGAAUUGUUUCCGGUUGUGCUCAUCAUCAUUCACAAGACCAGAAACUUUAAACAUGAACAAAGAAUUGGAAAAUCAUAACUAUAUACCUGUAUAUACUGAAUUGUAUACUAUAUUGUAGGUUUUCAACCCUAAAAAAAACAAGACAAUGUCAUCUAGCAACAAACCUGGGUGUUAGACACACAAGGAAUGAGGUAAAACUUAGCUUCACAAAAUUGAACUCAUUUCACUUGUGUUGAGGGUAUUAUGAACCAGAAACCAUAAUGUUGCUAUACGAGGAAAUGACAUUUAUAGUAAUCUGCAGUGAUUCUGGGAUUAGUUCUACAUAAAAAUUCCCAAUUGUGUAUAGGAGAAAAAUACUGAUGCAAAAGUUUGACAUGUUUUGUCUGAUCUCGAGUGAUUUGACAUCAGUACAGUAAAAAAAAAAGGUUACUUUCAACUGGAUGUUUAUUUUUUAAAGCAUGUAUUUUGUUUUUUUCUCACUUUUAUUAAAUUUCUAAUAAGCGUUUACUCUGUUCAUAUAUAUAUACCAUGAAAAUAAAAUUUUGUUUAGAUAGUACAAAGUUCUUUAAAAGAUAUGGAUACAAAAGAUAAAUACAAGAAUUACUUUUGAAUCAUUAUAUAAAAUUAAUAAUGGCUUGAGUAACUCAAUAUCAGGCCAUAUACAGUAUUUAGCAAAUUAAUAGAAUGUCUGCAAAUAAGUAUACUUAUCAAGAAAUUUUAUUAAUUUUAUUUACAGAGUGCAACCAAAAGUUAAUUAUCUCCUUUUUUUUUUUUUUGCACUACAUUUUGAUGUGUGCUGUUUUCUCUUCAACCUGUGUUUUCUUUCAGUAUUAUGCUGUAUAUCAAAUAAAAAGGAAUACUCUUCUCUGAUUUCCAUUAAUC
Messenger RNA from Procambarus clarkii (red swamp crayfish), 11399 nucleotides. RefSeq names its product protein abrupt. The record is from RefSeq and is a predicted model, not a curated record. Gene Ontology annotation, biological process: regulation of transcription by RNA polymerase II. Gene Ontology annotation, cellular component: nucleus. Gene Ontology annotation, molecular function: protein binding; DNA-binding transcription factor activity, RNA polymerase II-specific. Lineage: Eukaryota; Metazoa; Arthropoda; Malacostraca; Decapoda; Cambaridae.